GCCUGACUCAACUCCAGCUGCCGCAGACAGUUGUGUGUGUGCUCGUCUGACCUCGUUCCGACAGCGUCUUGCCUCAAGUGUGAGCUGCCCAUCUCCCUGCUUUCUGCCCCAUCGAAGCUCAAUGUUAUCAGAGUCUGCUCUGCCCAGGCACCCACCUGUGCAAGGUAACACCCCAGGGGCAACCCUCAACUGGUGGGGUGCAGGGACAGCUGGGUAAGUGCUCCUGCCUCCUCUCCUUCAGGUGGACGAUUCUGGGGAACAGUCUGUACACUGUUCAAAGAUCCUGGUAAGCUCAAGCUCCUGUCGCCCACAGCGGCAGCACUGAUAAUGCACCCUUUUCUCCUUUCCUAUUGCAUGUCCCCACUCCCUCAUGACCCUCCUGGGGUCGUCUCUCAGAAGGGCCAUGUGCACCUAAGUCCUUGUCUCAGGCUUGGCUUUCGAGGGAACCCAAGCCAAAAUUCUUUUUCUAUUUGGUUCCUUUACUACCCAGAAGCAGACUGAUCUUUUUAAAACAUGGGAUCGUGUCUCUCCUCAGCUGAAAACCCUCCACUGACUCCCAUGUCCCCUAAAGGAAAAGCCAGAGUCCUCAGAAUGGUUGACAAGGCCUGGCAGAACCUGGCCUUCCUACUGUUCCCUCUCUGAUGUCACCUCCUGCUCACCUCUCCUUGGCUGUCCUAUAGCCACACCGAACUUCACAGACGCGCAGGGCGCUGCAGCCUCGGGGGCUCUGCGCCGGCCAGUCCCGCGUCCCGGAAUGCCCUUCCUCCACCUUCUUCUAAACAUGUUUCUUCGCUUCCUCCAGGACCCUGUGCUCAAAACGCUCCUCAGAGAGGCCUUGCCGUGUGAAACAGCAACCUCUUUCCAUAGCACUGGUCACCAGUAUCAUAAUUUUUUUUUUUUUUGGAUUUGUUUUCUGUCUCCUCUCCAAUUUGAAUGUUAUCUCCAUGAGGACAGUGACUCAGGGACUUUUUUUUUUUUAACUGCAGAACCUAGAACAGAACCUAGGCAAGUAUUAAGUGCUCAAUAAAUAUUUGUUGGGCGAAGCAAAUAAAUAAGACUGAAGAAGGGUGUAAGGAUCAGGCUGUGGUGACCUUGAACCCCCAGCUCCUCUGUCUGUCGUGGGUAUGGUGGCAGCGCUUGGCUGACCGCAGGAUGCCUCUGCAGAGAACUCCCUCGGAGCUUUGCCCUCUAAGGCUGCUCUUGGCUGAAGAUCUUUUGGGGGGCCGACGCUCUGAAAUGUGUCUCAAGGAGUCCCAGGCAAAACCUCAACGACCUCAGAGCAGUUAGAAAAAUAACACCUCUGUGAGUCUACUCUAUGCUGAUCCUGUGCAGACCCUCCAGUCCCUGAGACCCUGGCCAUUGCCGGCAUGGAAUGACGUUAAGUCACCUCCGAGUGCUGGUCUCAGGCUCAGUAGCCAGCAACUCCUCAGGUUCAGAAGCAACGGCCUUCUCACCAGCAACAGAGUUGGAAUCCAUAGGGGCUCUAUGAAGGGACCGAGGGGUGGCCUGGGGGACAGGCAUGCUGCAGCCCAAGCCUUCCAUUCCCAAGCUCUCUGAACAGUCGUACUGUCCCCUCCUCAUGGCUCAGGCACGCGGACCUGGGGUUAGGGGCCAGGCCAGGCUCUAUCUUUCCUCCAGUGGGAGGCAGCCCAUUGGCCUUGACAGACACCUGGAUCCUCUCAUGAAGCAAACAGCACUCGCUCCCUGCGAAGGCAGGAGACACAGCCUCAAGUGCCAGAGGGAGGGAAGCCCCCUGCUGGGGUUGCCCCAGCCGCCCCCUCCUGGCUUCCCCAGGGCCCCCGACUCUGCAGGCUGUCAGAAGUGGGAGCUGCAGCACGGCACUGAAGAGGUUAAUGAGCAUCUGCCUCCGAAUGUUAAUGUGUCUAGGUGAUGUCAGUGGGAGCCGGGAAGAAGGGAGUGGGGAGAGCAGUGGGGCUUGGAGGUGGCAGAGGCUGCAGGCUGCCGGGGGAGACCCCCUUCUGGGCUGCACGGCUCAUGCUCCAGGACAAGGCGGGCGGGCGCUAGAGGCUGCCGCAGCCUGCGUGGGCAGCCGGGCCAGCGGGCGACCGGGCACCCGCAGGAUGGACCUGGAAGCCUCGCUGCUGCCCACUGGCCCCAAUGCCAGCAACACCUCAAACGGCCCGGACAACCUCACCUCUGCCGGGCCCCCUGCUCGCACAGGAAGUGUCUCCUACAUCAACAUCAUCAUGCCUUCGGUGUUCGGCACCAUCUGCCUCCUGGGCAUCGUGGGAAACUCCACGGUCAUCUUUGCAGUGGUGAAGAAGUCCAAGCUGCACUGGUGCAGCAAUGUCCCCGACAUCUUCAUCAUCAACCUCUCGGUGGUGGACCUCCUCUUUCUCCUGGGCAUGCCCUUUAUGAUCCACCAGCUCAUGGGAAACGGCGUCUGGCACUUCGGAGAGACCAUGUGCACCCUCAUCACAGCCAUGGACGCCAACAGUCAGUUCACCAGCACCUACAUCCUGACCGCCAUGGCCAUCGACCGCUACUUGGCCACCGUCCACCCCAUCUCCUCCACCAAGUUCCGGAAGCCUUCUGUGGCCACCCUGGUGAUCGGCCUCCUGUGGGCCCUCUCCUUCAUCAGCAUCACUCCCGUGUGGCUCUACGCCAGGCUCAUCCCGUUCCCGGGGGGCACAGUGGGCUGUGGCAUCCGCCUGCCCAACCCAGACACUGACCUCUACUGGUUCACCCUAUACCAGUUUUUCCUGGCCUUUGCCCUGCCCUUCGUGGUCAUCACGGCCGCGUAUGUGAGGAUCCUACAGCGCAUGACAUCCUCCGUGGCUCCCGCCUCCCAACGCAGCAUCCGGCUGCGGACCAAGAGGGUGACCCGCACGGCCAUCGCCAUCUGCCUGGUCUUCUUUGUGUGCUGGGCGCCCUACUAUGUGCUACAGUUGACCCAGUUGUCCAUCAGCCGCCCGACGCUCACCUUUGUCUACCUGUACAACGCGGCCAUCAGCUUGGGCUACGCCAACAGCUGCCUCAACCCCUUUGUGUACAUCGUGCUCUGUGAGACAUUCCGCAAACGCUUGGUCCUGUCGGUGAAGCCUGCGGCCCAGGGCCAGCUUCGCACCGUCAGCAACGCCCACACGGCCGAUGAGGAGAGGACAGAAAGCAAGGGCACCUGACUCUUCCCCGGCCACUCUGGGCUCCUCCAAGUCAGGACAUCACAGCAGACCACGGGGAGAGAUGCUGAGAGAAACCCAAGACCACCCUAGGGGAAUGCAGGGAACUGGGUGGCGAGGGGCCGCUGCCACUCAGCAGUUUCCACAGGGCCCACAAAUUGCGGGGGAGGCUCCCAGCCAGGCCCGGGGCCGUUGGGAGAGCAGGAUGAGACCUUUGGGU
Messenger RNA from Pteropus alecto (black flying fox), 3360 nucleotides. It is a transcript of the gene MCHR1, whose product is annotated as melanin concentrating hormone receptor 1. Gene Ontology annotation, molecular function: melanin-concentrating hormone receptor activity; neuropeptide binding. NCBI's taxonomy places the organism in Eukaryota, Metazoa, Chordata, Mammalia, Chiroptera, Pteropodidae. The transcript has 2 exons. Gene Ontology annotation, biological process: neuropeptide signaling pathway. The coding region runs from base 1854 to 3143 and encodes 429 amino acids. Gene Ontology annotation, cellular component: neuron projection; membrane. The record is from RefSeq and is a predicted model, not a curated record.